CCAUUCCUGAGUGUAUGUAGAAUACAGUCUACUCUCACCUAGAGCUCACCAGCCCAAAUGGCUGGAGUAGGUGACAGGCAGGCUGGGGCUGCUCCAGGAGGGAGGGACAGGCAGUAGGAGGCCUUGGAGUAAGUCAUCAAGAAACCAGUCAUCUUCUGCCAGUGGGCCUGAGGUAUGACAGUAGGCAAACUUUCUCUGGCUCUCUGCUUGCCUAGUGACAUAUGGGCUGGGGCUGAGCAUAGGUGUGCUGACAGCCCACACCUCUAACAUUGGGACACAGGGACUUGAGGCCUGACCAGGUCUCCAUAUCCUCUCUCCUGCUCAGGAUGCCCACCGUCAUCACCUGAUGAGAAGGAGGCCACAGCCCUGGCAUGAAGCUCCUUCAAGCAGCCUGGCAUCUACCUCUGUCACCCAGGAGGUCCCCCAGCCUGCUGGAGGCCCCAGACCUCCCCGCUGCGGCGUACCUGACCCACCUGAUGGGCUGAGUGCCCGCAACCGACAAAAGCGGUUUGUGCUGUCAGGCGGGCGCUGGGAGAAGACAGACCUUACCUACAGGAUCCUUCGGUUCCCAUGGCAGCUGGUGCGGGAGCAGGUGCGGAAGACGGUGGCAGAGGCCCUACAGGUGUGGAGUGAGGUGACACCACUCACCUUUACUGAGGUGCAUGAGGGCCAUGCUGACAUCAUGAUCGACUUCACCAGGUACUGGCAUGGGGACAACUUGCCAUUCGAUGGACCUGGGGGCAUCCUGGCCCAUGCCUUCUUCCCUAAGACCCACCGAGAAGGGGAUGUCCACUUCGACUAUGAUGAGACCUGGACUAUUGGGGACAACCAGGGUACAGACCUCUUACAGGUGGCAGCCCACGAAUUUGGCCAUGUGCUCGGGCUACAGCAUACCACGGCUGCUAAGGCCCUUAUGUCCCCUUUCUACACCUUCCGCUACCCACUGAGCCUCAGCCCAGAUGACCGAAGGGGCAUCCAGCACCUAUAUGGCCGGCCCCAGCCAGACCCCACCUCUAGGCCUCCAGCCCUGGAACCCCAGGCUGGGGUGGACACCAAUGAGAUUGCACCACUGGAGCCGGAAGCCCCACCAGAUGCCUGUGAGGUCUCCUUUGAUGCAGUCUCCACCAUCCGUGGCGAGCUCUUCUUCUUCAAGGCAGGCUUUGUAUGGCGGCUGCGUGGGGGCCACCUGCAGCCUGGCUACCCUGCGCUGGCCUCUCGCCACUGGCAGGGACUGCCCAGUCCCAUCGAUGCAGCCUUCGAGGAUGCCCAGGGCCACAUCUGGUUCUUCCAGGGUUCUCAGUACUGGGUGUACGAUGGUGAGAAGCCAGUCCUGGGACCCGCACCCCUCUCUGAAUUGGGCCUGCUGGGGUCCCCAGUCCAUGCAGCCUUGGUCUGGGGCCCUGAGAAGAACAAGAUCUACUUCUUCCGAGGCGGAGACUACUGGCGCUUUCACCCCAGCACCCGCCGUGUGGAUAGCCCUGUGCCCCGCCGGGCCACCGACUGGCGAGGGGUACCUUCUGAGAUUGACGCUGCCUUCCAGGAUGCUGAUGGUUAUGCCUACUUCCUGCGUGGCCGCCUCUAUUGGAAGUUUGACCCUGUGAAGGUGAAGGCCCUGGAGGGCUUUCCUCGCCUCCUGGGCCCCGACUUCUUCGGCUGUACAGAGCCCGCCAAUACUUUCCGCUAACUACUGCUUGAAUGCCCUCAGGGCCCCUGACCCCUGCCAGGCCACUGACAUUGCCUAGAGACCCGUGGCCAUCUUUGUGACUGUGGGUACCAGGCACAGAACAGAACCUGUGUCUCCUCAGGGGGAUGGGGAGGGGGUGCUGCCACCAUGACAAGUGCAGGGAAGGCCAUGCAGGUCAUGGUCACCUGUCAGCAACUGUUUCAGACUGGGCUGGGAGGUUUGGCAUUAAGGGUGAGGUGGUCUUGGGCUGGCUCUGCCCCACCUGUGCAGGUCACAGUCAUACCUGCUGCCCUUGCUCUCCAUCCCUGUCCCUCAGGAAAGGACCUCAGCAGGGCUGGGGGAGUUGGAGUCCUUGUUGUCCCUGUUGCAGGGUUCCUGCAGGGUGCUGGCACAUGGAUCUUGGGCCCCCAUGGCCUUCUGCCUUUUCCCAAGAAGUCAGUUCUGGGUAGUUGCUUGGAACUGGCUGCCUUCCAGUUGGUGAUCCUGGAGAUGUUCCCCAAGAUCCAGGCCAGAAGGUUAAGAGUCAGCUGGGGAGAGGGGUGCUUCCUGCUGGAGACCCAAGGCCCUGGAGGCCUCAACAUACCUCAAUCCUGUCAUGUGCUAGAUCUUCCCCGGCCCUCAUCCGAGCACUGAGACCUUUCAAAGCCAUGUAAAUGUGUGUAUAGUGUGUACAAAGCUUUUUUUUUUUUUUUUUUUACUGAGGACUAUCAUUAAACACAGUCAUUUUCUACCUGCCUGCCUGGGGUUUCUCUGACUACGUGGAUAGAAUGGGGAAAGAGCUGGGCUAGGGAAGUGGGAGGCCUGGCUUGGGACCUGCUCUGUUGUGGAAGCCAGAGUAGCAGCCUACCCCACCACUAAGCCUCUGGUUCUUGGGGCUGGGAAAAUGUUUAGGGCCCCUCCUGCUCCAUUCCUCCAUCUUAUGUCACUGGACUCCCUUAGUGGCUUCAUAAAUGGCUCUCUGCUUCCCCUACUUGCCCCUCAGACCCUCAGAUCAUCUUCCACUAAGUGGUGGUCACUUUAUCUGUUCUUGCCAUGCCCCAGCCUCUGUCCCACCAUUGUCAGGACACAGAACAAAACUCGUAUUUACCACAGCCGACCCUUCCUAACUCUCAGGUGUCUCCUUGCCUGCCAUCCAACCCUGUGUGUAUCUCUUCCAUAGUAACACCUACUAUAGCUGCAAUUUUUAUCAGACUUAACCAUAUGAAAUUGUCAGCAGUGGGCCAUUUUUGACCUACUGCAUUGUUCAAGGGGAUACACAGAUGCUUUGACGCUUUCGUUAAUCUCAGUCCUCACCCCCAGCUAUAAGCGUCACAGGACAGGGCUGUCAAGUUUCACCACAGGGCUCAGCUUGUUGCCAGCACAAAGCACAGGGUUAAGGAAUGGAAAAGGUUCCCACCCUUCCAACACUCAUCUGAUGCACUAGCCAAACCAAAUACCACCUGGGCUUUAGAAUCCUGCCAAGUUGGGGAGCCUUUGCCCACGCUACCACCACCCAGUGUAGUCAUUCUGCCCAUUCCAACAGCCACAGGAACAGAUGUGGGCCCAGAACUGAGAUAUCUGUUCCUAGGAGCCCUCUUAUCCGCUCAGCUGAACUGCAUUUUCCGCGUGGAGAAACUGAGGCAUGGUACUUCCGGCCUCCUCCUCGCGUUCAGGUCUCAGUUCGUUCCUCUUCCACUGGACUGAGUUUCAGUCCCAGCUUUAAGACUGGGAAAGCC
Pteropus alecto (black flying fox) is the source of this 3399-nucleotide messenger RNA. RefSeq names its product matrix metallopeptidase 11 (gene MMP11). NCBI's taxonomy places the organism in Eukaryota, Metazoa, Chordata, Mammalia, Chiroptera, Pteropodidae. The coding region runs from base 347 to 1684 and encodes 445 amino acids. The transcript has 7 exons. Gene Ontology annotation, molecular function: zinc ion binding; metalloendopeptidase activity. The record is from RefSeq and is a predicted model, not a curated record. Gene Ontology annotation, biological process: proteolysis; collagen catabolic process; extracellular matrix organization. Gene Ontology annotation, cellular component: extracellular matrix.